CCGUCUUAUCCGGAUACGCCGGCAACCAAUUCAUUUUUACCGACAGCGACGCGAUGGCACGCGGGGAGCCGUCCAAGAAGCGCAAGCCCAAUGGGCCGGUGAUCCCAAAGCCCUGCUCGCUCCCCGAGGCAGAGUACAAGCCGUGCUUUGUCUGUGGGCUCAAGUUCAACGUCGACUCGCUCAUGCGCUGCUUGGUGUGCGCCGGCUUCUUCCACAAGCGCUGCCUCGCCACGAUCACUGGCGACACAUUAGGCUGCGCCGCGUGCCAAGAGGCCCGGAUAGCCGAGAAGAGGCUCCAAGCCGAGCGCAACGACCCGGAGAUGUACCCGUCCGUCACGAGCGAUACGAACAAACACCUCUUCGAGUACCGCAUGACCAUGAUGCACAAGUUUAUGAGCGCGAUCGCGGCUCACAAAGCGCCGCCAAAGAAGAGAGGCAAGGUGCCCACCAAGAGUUCGGCGACACCCAAGGUUUGCGCUGACGACGACGAGCAAACGCCGCCGCCGUUCGAUCCGCCAGUGCAAGCGCCAGCGGCUGAUGGCGCGUCGAUGGCCGAUGUCGACAUGGGCGCACCGGCAGCGCCUUUGAUCAAUGUUCCACAGCCUUCGGGGCCAAUGAUCGUGGCACGGCGAGACGCCUCUGUCGUCGACAUUCGCUCCGAAAGUGCACGAACGCUGAGCCCUGCCUUGUCCGCAGAUGUGGUCCCAUCGGCUCCACGACCAAGUGCUCUGACGCUGCACACGGCCCACAGCGAGCAGCCGUCGCCCGCGUCGUUGGUGUCGCCUCGGGCGUCGCUGGUGUCUCUAGCGUCGACCGUUAGCCCAAUCGUGAGUACAACGCUGGUCCUGCCCAAGUACGUGCUGGAGCAAACCGCGAGCGCGGUUGCGACGACCUCACAUGCAGCGAUGCACUUGUCGUCGACCGGUGUUGGAGUGGCGACGGAGGUCGUUCAUGAGCCGGGUAGCGUCAUGCUAGACGAAUGUCUCGUGUAAAACAAAAUCCAACUACGUUUGUUGUACAAA
Molecule: messenger RNA, 1022 nt
Organism: Saprolegnia diclina VS20
Lineage: Eukaryota; Oomycota; Saprolegniomycetes; Saprolegniales; Saprolegniaceae
Exons: 2
Coding region: 54-992 (312 amino acids)
Source: RefSeq, a predicted model, not a curated record